Molecule: messenger RNA, 936 nt
Organism: Adineta steineri
Lineage: Eukaryota; Metazoa; Rotifera; Eurotatoria; Adinetida; Adinetidae
Source: the annotation of a GenBank genome assembly
AUGGUUAUAACCACGAUUAAUGUUGAAAAUGAUGUACGACGUCGAUAUAAUCGACGAGUACUUUUUUGCAUUCGAAUUAAAGGAGCUGCCAUAUUAAUUGGUUUAUGGGAUUUAUUCAUUCAUUUAGCUGCUUUAUGUGCUCUUAUAUUUAUGUUCGGACGAACAUCUCGAACAAUAACGGACUUAACACCAAUCGAUGAUGAAUUUUCUCGACAAAUCCCAUCACCAUUUGUUGAUCCUUAUCAUGAUUCAUCAUCACAUAUUAUUUUAAAUAAUAAAGAAUUUCGUUCAAGUAAUAUAUUAUUAAAUCGAAUUCUUGAAAAACGUAAUGCAACAUAUCCACCACCGAUGGAUAUAAAUGCAAAAAAUUUUUAUGCUAAUAUGGAUUUAACGACAAUUAAAUGGGCACAAUCACUCAGUCAACAAGAUAAAUGUGUCGUCUUUUUCGUCGUUUUUUCGGCUACAGUACUUAUCUUAGUACAUAUUUGUGGAGUUUUAGGUAACAAAGCAUCAUAUGUAGUACCAUAUUUUCUAAUAAAAGUCGUUAAUGUGAUUAUAUCAAUAUUAUCAAUGUUAGGUUUUUAUACUUAUUUACCUGAUAUAUCAACAUGGCUUCGAAUGCAACCAGAAUUUCCCUUUAAAAAUUAUUUACUUGAACUCGAUGGACAAACACUUCAACUUAUUAUAUUUACUUUUCUUUUAUUUAUCAUCUUAGCUAAACUUUAUAUUGCGGCUAUUAUUUGGUAUUGUUAUGGUUAUAUAACUGCAUUAAAUAUGGCAAGAGCAAUUGGAACAAUUACAACACAUACAGAUUGUCCACAAUCAAUUCUUGGAGAAAUGUAUUCGCCACCAAAAUAUGAAGAAGCAAUUAAAUUAAAUUCUCAACAUCAAGAAGAUUAUGCACCACCACCAUAUACACCAUUACUCUCAGCAUAA